UUCGCAUUCGAUUUAUUCAAAAGUCGUCCGUCGCGUGUGAUCCGCAAUGGUUUUCUGAAAACUUUGGUGUUUUAUUAUUUAAACUAGCUCAUUACAAAAAACCCAUGAAAAUGGCUGGACCAGUGAAGCAUACCACCGAGAAAGCAUUGCAAAUGCUCAGAACCCUCCCACGUGUUUCUCUGGCCAACAUACGGGACAACCCAAACUCGAAACAGCCGACUAAACGAGGCCGUGCUCAACACGGGGGAGACAAACACGGUGCCGGAAACAAGGGUUCGGGCCAACGUCAAAAUUAUAUGCGUCUCGGCUACGAAACCGGAAACACCCCGUUCUAUCUCCGGUUUGGCUACGAACCGUACUAUAAGGGCCACCAUCUGAAGCGUGAAUAUCCGCCGAUAAGUUUGCACAAGCUUCAGAAACUGAUUGACACGAACCGGAUCGAUAAGACCCAACCGAUCGAUCUGACCACAAUCUGCAACACCGGACUGUUCCAGAUCCAACCGGAACGUUUGCAUUACGGAGUUCAGCUGACAGACGAAGGAGCGGAUGAAUUUCGAGCGAAAGUUAACUUGGAGGUUCAGCACGCUUCGGAGUUGGUGAUUGCGGCUGUGGAACGUAACGGAGGUGUCAUCCGAACGGCAUAUUACGACCCGCACAGUUUGUUUGCGGUGGUUAAUCCGAAAAAGUGGUUCGAGAAGGGAGUUCCGAUUCCAAGACGGAUGCUGCCUCCUCAGGAUGCCGUGGAGUAUUAUACCGAUGCAAAGAACCGCGGCUAUUUGGCCGAUCCGGAAGAAAUUAGCCGGGAAAGGUUGGCGUUGGCACAGAAGUACGGUUACGAGUUGCCACAGAUCGAGAAGGAUCCCGAUUUCGAGAUGCUAUCUCAAACCAAAGAUCCGAGGCAGAUCUUCCUGGGUUUGCAUCCGGGCUGGGUCGUGAGUUUGAAAGAUCAAGCCAUCAUCAAGCAGAAGGCUAGCUCAUGAGGUGGAUUUUGAAGGUAAUAGAUUUUGUUCUACGUUUAA
Messenger RNA from Uranotaenia lowii, 1019 nucleotides. It is a transcript of the gene mRpL15, whose product is annotated as 39S ribosomal protein L15, mitochondrial. Bases 105 to 980 code for a protein of 291 amino acids. The transcript has 2 exons. Gene Ontology annotation, biological process: translation. The record is from RefSeq and is a predicted model, not a curated record. Gene Ontology annotation, molecular function: structural constituent of ribosome. NCBI's taxonomy places the organism in Eukaryota, Metazoa, Arthropoda, Insecta, Diptera, Culicidae. Gene Ontology annotation, cellular component: mitochondrial large ribosomal subunit.